AAAACAGCUCUUUUCAAUACAUAUUUCACUAUCUCUGCUGGUCUGAGUCCAUGCACUGGUGGAACGGCCAGGAACCAGUUUUAGAGCAGACUCAUCGCAGCUCUCGCUCCCACCCAGCCGACCAUGGAUUGCAAAGCCAUCGGUAUUGCAUUUGCUGUUGGAAUUGUCAUUGGAGCUGCAAUUGUAGCACUGGCAAAGGGUGAGACCAUCGACUUUUCUAGGAAUUUCAAGUAUUUUGGCUUCAGUUUCAGAAUCGGAGACUCUGCCAAGAUUUCCAAGAGGAAGCCAAUGCCAGAUGAGGGACCUAAGAAGGAGACAAUUUCAGAUGAGGAAUCUGGGAAGGAGACAGCUCCUGGUGAUAACCCCAAGAAGGAGACAACUUCAGAUGAGGAUUCCAGGGAGACAAAUACUGGUGAUGAGGCCAAGAAGGAGACAACUUCAGAUGAGGAAUCCAGGAAUGAGAUGAAUAUUGGUGAUGAGCCCAAGAAGGAGAAUAGUCCAGGGAACAAAGGGAAAGCCGUUGGAGCUGCCAUUGGAGCCGCAGUGGGAGCAGGAGUGGCACUGGUUGGCCUCCCACUGUUCAUUGGCGCGCUGGGGUUCACAGGAGCUGGCAUCGCCGCUGGCUCCAUCGCUGCCAAGAUGAUGUCAGCAGCUGCCAUCGCCAAUGGUGGCGGAGUGGCCGCCGGCAGCACCGUUGCUGUGCUGCAGUCCAUCGGAGCUGCAGGUUUUUCUCUUGGUGCCAAAGCUGGGCUGACAUCUGCCCUGAGCUCAGUUGGUGCAGCAAGCGGUGCCUGGCUGUCCAAGUGCAAGAACCCUCCAAGUGACAAACCUAAAAAAGGAUAAAAAUCCAAGUGACAAACCCAAGAAAAAGUAACUUGGAUGACAAACCUGAGGAGACAACUCCAGACAAGAAACCCAAGAGAAGCCAAGCAGGUGCCUGACCCCAAGGCCUUGCCAUGCACAAUGGCAGGUGCUGGGAAACCCCCACAGACCCCUCAGGGCUUUUGCUCCCUCCUCUCCCUCCCUUUAAAAGCUUUGGGUUCUGUUGAGCAGUGAGUCCCUUGAAGCCAAUAAAGGUGCUUUUCCUGCAGCAGA
Parus major (Great Tit) is the source of this 1095-nucleotide messenger RNA. RefSeq lists its product as uncharacterized. Gene Ontology annotation, biological process: apoptotic signaling pathway. The transcript is spliced from 8 exons. NCBI's taxonomy places the organism in Eukaryota, Metazoa, Chordata, Aves, Passeriformes, Paridae. Gene Ontology annotation, cellular component: mitochondrion; membrane. The coding region runs from base 124 to 843 and encodes 239 amino acids. The record is from RefSeq and is a predicted model, not a curated record.